CUUAUUUUUUAUCUACCAAGCUGUAAAAAUCAUGGAUUUCAUGGUUAUUUCAUCUUGUCUCACGUAUUUCUUACUGAUUUCGAAUUUCGUCGGGAGCAGCACUAUUACGACGUGUUGUAAAUAUCAAUCAGUCUUAAAUCUUGGCACUGGUCAGUGUGAGGCACACCCAUCGUACGAGUUUGAAUACGACAUUUUUCUACCCGAGUGGAAAAUUCCUACUGCUUUUUCGGAGAAUGGAGAGGAACUGGAAACCUUGCGGCUCGUGGAAAGAGCACCUUGGUGUAAAUGUACAGCUGCGAAAGAAAUUUCGCUCCAGUUUGGAAAGGAAUUAGGAAAUAAAAAUGAUACGAGAACAUGGAUUCUGGAAACGGAUCAAAACACUUAUCUGACUGCGGAUGGUCGUCUUUUUAUGAAUGAUAACUACAUAAGUUCGGAAGAAUUUUGCUUAAACAAAUUUCACGAGAUUCAAAAUGUUGACCCUGACCGAUCGCAAGACAAGCUGUCACUGGAAUUCAUCCAGUGUCACGAAACCUGUAUGAAAGCAGUACUUGCUCCAACCGAAUUGAUAUCGAAGGAAAGCCUUCUCACCAAGAUGGAUUGGAUGCGUACCGCAUUUUGCGAAGAUUUAGAGGAGGCAUUUACACAAUUGGAGAAAGUUAAGGGACCCGAGUCCUACGAGGCGGACGAUAUUACGCCUUUGUGCAAAAAGUGGACACCGUUUUAUUACCAGGAUGACAACUUCUACUUGAUUACUUCCGUCCUCAAUAAGACACGAGCCAUUCAGGACAGCACCUACCCGUGGGGGUCACUUCCGUCCAAUACAUUUUGUAAAGUACGGAAUUCAGAGAGCAGUUCGGAGGCGGACGAUGACGACAACGAGACCGGAAAACUGCUCAAAUUUUGCUUACCCGAAAUUAAAAAGUUGUUCUACACCUACCAAGAAAUCUACGCCAUCCUGGCCGGCAUUUCUGCAGCCUUUCUUCUCUUCAAUUUGGCCAUCUAUUUCUCACUACGGAACAAUUUGAGCAUUUCCGGUUGGACGGAAUUCUUCUAUUCUCUCUCACUCUUUGCCUACUUUGGCUUUUCGAUUGUGGGCGUACUCUUUGUGCCGGAGGGGGAAGAUGUUGGCUUAUCGUGUUACAUAAUUGGAUUGCUUAUCCAAUAUUUUGAGCUGGCAAAUGGUACAACUUUGGUAGCGCUCAGUUUAGAUCUUUUCUGGACAUUUUGUAAAUUUGAUUCUGAUGGUUACACCGAUGAUCCAAAAGUGUCCAAGAUGCGAUUAUUUUUCUACGUCAUUUUCUCGCUUUUCUUCCCAAUGGGUAUUGUUACUUAUGGAACGAUUAAAAAUAAGAGACUACUCGCGGACCAAUAUUUGGGAGGAACGCCACACUACGGUUUACUCCACUGUACUUCGCCCAGUUGGCAGUUGGCAUCAGUGACGCAGUUCGCCAUGCAGGGGGCAAAUCUAUUCCUCGCACUGAUAAGCGCUUACAUUAUUCUGAACAAGAAAAAUAGGUCGCGACGAGUGUUCAAGUUUGAUGAAGAUAACGACCACAUUUUAGAUCCGGACAGAUUGGAUAUUUUUUCGAAACUGCUCCUUUUCGUGUUUGCAUUUUGGUUGAUAAAUUUUAUGGAAUUUUUCUAUCAAGGAGAAAUCUUUACCAAAUCGUGGCAUUUGGUUGCAUUCCAUAUAGCAAAUUAUUCUCAGGGGAUCUUCGCAUUCGUGAUUCUGAUCUGUAAUAGGAGGACUUUGAGAGGAUUGGUGAACCGAGACUGGAAUUUGAAAAGUCUAUUUAGACAUGCGUGUUGCACAUGUGGCAGUGGCGAUGGUGUCAGUAAUAGUGACCGUGAAAUAAUCGAGGAAGAAGCUAUGCCUCUGUCUCCACUGAUGAAAAAAAUGAAGACGGGAAGCAUUCGGAGAUCUACUGUUCGUGGAAAUGCAUUUUAUUAAAUAUUUCGUAGAAAGCUAUUAAGCUAAUUGCAUAACAGAACAAAUUGGUUCUUGUGUGUGAAAUACAUAGUAGAGAAUGAUAACAAUGGUUUAGAAUAAUAAAAAAUAUAGAAACCAAACUGAA
This is a messenger RNA of Folsomia candida, 2075 nucleotides long. RefSeq lists its product as uncharacterized. NCBI's taxonomy places the organism in Eukaryota, Metazoa, Arthropoda, Collembola, Entomobryomorpha, Isotomidae. The record is from RefSeq and is a predicted model, not a curated record. The transcript is spliced from 11 exons. The coding region runs from base 32 to 1951 and encodes 639 amino acids.